Molecule: messenger RNA, 1389 nt
Organism: Lachancea sp. 'fantastica'
Lineage: Eukaryota; Fungi; Ascomycota; Saccharomycetes; Saccharomycetales; Saccharomycetaceae
Source: the annotation of a GenBank genome assembly
AUGGCCACUUCUGAUACGGCUACUGCGAAUGUUACAGAUGCAGCAUCUAAAGUAAAAAAACCCGGUUACACCAACCCUGCUUUUAGAGCAAUGGGAAUCCCUCCGUUGCGCAUUCCAUCACGAAACUGGAUGAUAUUUUGGACAGUACUGACGGUAUCAGUUUCAGGUAUUGUUUAUGACAAAAGACAGCAGAAGAAGAUAACGGAAAAAUGGUGCAAAGCGGUGGAGCCACUUUCACAAGAGAAAUUGGCGUUCAACGAAAAACCACGGAAAGUCACAGUUUUUAUUGCCCCACCUCCCAGUGAUUAUCUGGACACUAGUAUGACUGUUUGGAGACGAUUUGUGAAACCUGUUCUGUUCUCUAGCGGUGUCGAUUAUGAGGUCUUCACGGAAGAAAAACAAGGUUUGAUCAGGGCAGAGGUUGCAGAACGCAUACGACAGCUGAGGAGGGAACUGCUGGAACAAGAAGUUGAGCUCAAACGGUUAGAAAACGAGCGCCGACUAUGGUCUAGAUGCAAAACGGCUAUUUCCAAGGGGCUUAACUUCGUCAAAGCGUCCGAAGAGCUCGACGAGGAACAAGAAAAAAUACUGGCCAUCAAGUAUAAGACAGAAUUCGACUAUAGAAACUUGCUUGGGGUGUACCUCAAGAAUCCUAACCGGGAUCUAAAGGCUGUGAGUCGAGACGCCAUGGUCUCAGAUCCAACAAUGGCCGGGGGUGUUAUUUGUGUUGGUCGUGGAGCUUACAAGGAAUACAUCGAUGGUGUACACGAAGGUAUUUUGGGGCCACUAGAGGCUCCUAAGAAAGAAGAAGCGGCCAAAAUUGAAGAGGGUACUCAAAGCGUUCCACAGGAAAUUAAGGAAGAGUCUUCUGCGGAGCCUAAGCCUGUCGUUGAAACUGUGGAAGAAAAACCGGACACACCAGCGCCUGUAGAUAGUGAAGAAAGUCCAGAAGUUUCUAAACCGGUACCUCAACGCUACAUCUAUCCUAAUGAGUAUCGCGAAGCCAAAUUCCCAUCCGAGCUUUCGUCUUCCAAAAUCAUCAGAGAGGUGGAGUCUCAAAUACCGGCUAUCUAUCAACAACCAAUUCUUGUACUGCCCAUGCCAAAUUUGAGCGGAUUUCUCAAUAUCCCAGAGCGAAUUUAUCGCUUUUACCGGACGCGGUACGUGGCAGACUCUUUCUGCAAAGCCACUGCAAGUUGCGUGUUACAAAAGGUAAGACCGUUCAGCUCUUCGAUAGAUCUUGAUCUUGCCAUAGCUGAAGAGGCAGAUUGGCCCAAAAAAUGGGUUGAGCAAGGGAAGGAAAAGGGCAGCGAAUGGGUCAGUGAUUUGAAAGGAGAUGACAGAGUACUAAACUUAUUGAGCGUCUUUGAAUCUUCCCAGAUUGACUAA